AUGGGACAAUACCUCUUCGAGACAACAGACCCGGUCGUCGAACUUGUCUGGAACAUCGCCAUCGCUUGCUUCGUCUUCCGCAUGGCGCUGUCGUACUUCUUCCUUGCCUUCACAACGAGCGUGCUGUUCUUGUGGGCUAUCUACAAAUAUCAGCAGCAGCAGCAGCACGGCCUCACAGCAACGCAGACUGAACUCGUGCUCGUUUCGCUGCAGACCGUCGUCAGCGCAGUCUCCGCCCGCCAUGCUGUAGUGGCACACGGCCUGCCGCGCGUGCCGUGGUUCCGGCUCGCCGUUGGCGGACUGGCGGCGGCAUUCCUGGCCGGCGCGGAGGCAUUUCUCUGGCUCGCGCUGUACGGAGAAGGCUAUGGGGGUCAUGUCUGGGAGGUACAGAUGGAGGACCCAACCAUGGGUCCGCGUGCAGAUGUCUUCAGACCAUUUUCAAACAGUGAACUCGCUCUCAGUCUGGGUCGCGACUGUGAAGAGAAAGUGGACAAAGCUUGGAAACGCUCGACUAGACUGCCAUAG
Messenger RNA from Colletotrichum navitas, 525 nucleotides. RefSeq lists its product as uncharacterized. The transcript is spliced from 3 exons. The coding region runs from base 1 to 525 and encodes 174 amino acids. NCBI's taxonomy places the organism in Eukaryota, Fungi, Ascomycota, Sordariomycetes, Glomerellales, Glomerellaceae. The record is from RefSeq and is a predicted model, not a curated record.